Molecule: messenger RNA, 1015 nt
Organism: Chaetura pelagica (chimney swift)
Lineage: Eukaryota; Metazoa; Chordata; Aves; Apodiformes; Apodidae
Gene: PSME3IP1
Product: family with sequence similarity 192, member A
Exons: 7
Coding region: 7-774 (255 amino acids)
Cellular component (GO): nucleus
Source: RefSeq, a predicted model, not a curated record
UCCACAAUGGAUGGGGGUGAUGGAACUGCUGACCUGGUGAUCAACAAGAGGUUUGUGUCUGAGGCGGAGCUCGAGGAGCGGCGGAAGAGGAGACAAGAGGAGUGGGAGAAGGUCCGGAAACCUGAAGAUCCGAAAGAAUGCCCAGAGGAGGCCUACGACCCACGCUCCUUGUAUGAAAGACUCCAGGAGCAGAGAGAGAAGAAGCAGCAGGAGUUUGAGGAGCAAUUUAAAUUCAAAAAUAUGGUGAGAGGCUUAGAUGAAGAUGAGACCCAUUUCCUUGAUGAGGUUUCUCGGCAGCAAGAGCUACUAGAAAAGCAACGGAGAGAAGAGGAGCUGAAAGAGCUCAACGAGUACAGAAGCACUCUCACCAAAGUGGGAGUCAGCAUGGACCCAAAGAAGGAAACUGAGAAGAAAUUGCCCAUGAAGUCAGUGGAAAGCAAGAACAAAUUCUCUCAGGCAAAGCUGUUGGCAGGAGCUGUGAAGCACAGAAGUUCAGAUGGUGGCAACAGUGUGAAGAGGUUGAAACUAGAUGGUGAUCAUGACGAGAAGAAUCAAGAAAACCCGCCCCCCUGUGUCCCCCUGGGGAGCAGCUCGGGGGGCUCAGCCCUGCACUGCCCCUCAGCCGCCGUCUGCAUCGGGAUCCUGCCCGGCCUGGGCGCCUACUCAGGGAGCAGCGACUCGGAGUCCAGCUCGGACAGCGAGGGCACCAUCAACUCCACUGGGAAGAUUGUCUCUUCUGUCUUUCGUAGCAACAGUUUCUUUGAUGGUCCAUAAGGAAACCCCCUCCGUGUGUCAUGUAGUGCAGAGUAUCUUCCAAAGCCCUGGGGGGUGCUUGAUGCAUCCUUCUGCCCCAAACAUAACCUUCCUAGCUGACCUCUCCACUUUAAUACAUGCAGAUACUCCUAAAAUAACUCAUAUCUUUUUUAUUUUUCCCCUUUUACUCCCUCCAACUUCCCGUUCCUGGGAUGCAUCCAGAGCCUGGGAGACAAGCUUGCCACCCCAAACCAGAAGGCAC